ACUCACUAAUCAACACCUGCCCUGAGUCUCGCUGUGAAAAAUUACGAAAGAAUUCGGUUGUUCAACGCUUUCCAAGAUCAACAAAUCUUUGCUUAACGAACAAUAAUGGCAUCAAUUUGUGGACGCAUGGCGCUUCGUGCCGCCGCACGCCAAAAUGUGACAUACAACUCCGUGCGUACCUGCAAAAUGAUGAACGACCCGUUGGAGCACGCCACGGGUAUCGAGAAACGUGAACUGCUGCUGAAGGCGGCCGGCAACGAUAAUCCUUUCGACAUGAAGGUGUUCAAGCGCGGUGCUGGCACUAAGGAGAACCCCAACCUGAUUCCAUCGGCCUUCGAUGCCCGCAUUGUUGGCUGCAUCUGCGAAGAGGAUCAAACCUAUGUGCAGUGGAUGUGGCUGCAGAAGGGCAACCAGAAACGUUGUGAGUGCGGCCACUGGUUCAAAUUGGUUGAGAAGGCAGCUGUUUAAAGUUAUUAUUAAUUAAUUAAAUAAACCAAUUAAUAACAAAAACAAACACACACAUAAAAACAACUAUUAAGCUAAAAGUCAACAUAAUAGCUUUCCAAAUAAAAACAAACAUCAAUCCAAAUAACCAAAAUUGAAACAAAAACCGAAACCAAAUGCAAAAUGCAUAUGCACCGCGUCUGGAUGAAGCUUUUAUUUACGUUUUGGCUGGACACGCUGAUUGCAA
Drosophila arizonae is the source of this 691-nucleotide messenger RNA. It is a transcript of the gene COX5B, whose product is annotated as Cytochrome c oxidase subunit 5B. Gene Ontology annotation, biological process: mitochondrial electron transport, cytochrome c to oxygen. The record is from RefSeq and is a predicted model, not a curated record. Gene Ontology annotation, cellular component: respiratory chain complex IV; mitochondrial envelope. Lineage: Eukaryota; Metazoa; Arthropoda; Insecta; Diptera; Drosophilidae.